Molecule: messenger RNA, 1224 nt
Organism: Sceloporus undulatus (fence lizard)
Lineage: Eukaryota; Metazoa; Chordata; Lepidosauria; Squamata; Phrynosomatidae
Product: lipase member M-like
Exons: 10
Coding region: 19-1224 (401 amino acids)
Biological process (GO): lipid metabolic process
Molecular function (GO): hydrolase activity, acting on ester bonds
Source: RefSeq, a predicted model, not a curated record
CCAAUCUUGUUGCUUUCAAUGGAUGGGAGCAGGACCAAACUGUGCCUGCUUUUGGCAGUAGUAUACUUAACAACACAAGAUGCAGAUUCAAAAGAACUUAUAAUCAGGAGACAUUUGAACCCUGAAGGAUUUAUGAAUGUUAAUGAAAUUCUCCAUUACUGGGGAUAUCCCAGUGAAGAGUAUGAAAUCUUGACAAAAGAUGGUUAUUACCUGAAGGCAUACAGAAUUCCUCAUGGGAUACACAGUCCUGUAAAGACAGGACCAAAGCCAGUUGCACUACUAUUAUGCGGUCUGGUGAUUGAAACCAGAGAAUAUAUUUCCAGUCUUCCCAACAAUAGCUUGGGAUUUGCUCUAGCAGAUGCUGGCUAUGAUGUCUGGAUGUUAAACAACAGAGGGACCACAUGGUCUCGAAAGCAUCAGAACCUGACGAUUGAUCAAGAAGAAUUCUGGAAUUUCAGUUUUCAUGAAAUGGCAAUUUAUGAUGUUCCAGCAACCAUAAACUUUAUCCUUCAGAAGACUCAACAAGAAGCAUUAUAUGUUGUUGGUCAUUCCCAGGGAUGUUCACUGGGUUUAAUUACAUUUUCAGUCCUGCCACAGAUGGCCCAAAAAAUCAAGAUCCUCUUUUGCUUUGCCCCUAGCUACACACUGGUGGGCAUCAAGGGGAUUACUGCCAUACUAUUGAAUCUUCCUGAAAGACUCAUAAAAUCUAUAUGGGGCACUAAAGAAUUCAGUGUUGCUAACAACAAACAGAAACGCUCGCAUGCCAAAUUGUGCAGCUAUCCCGUUAUAGACAAGCUUUGCCUCCAAGCCUUUUUCAUUGGUGCAGGAUUUAAUAUGAAAAACCUAAAUGCGAGUCGGGCAGAUGUGUAUGUUGGAAUCUAUCCUGAUUAUACUUCUGUAAAAACAAUGAUCCAUUGGAGUCAGGUUGUCAAGUCAAACGAAUUUAAAUAUUUUGACUAUGGAGCAAAAAACAAAGCAAUAUACAACAUGACCUCACCACCAUUUUAUAAAAUAGAAGAUAUGACUGUGCCAACAGCUGUGUGGAGUGGUGGGAAUGACAUAAUUGAACGCCAAACAGAUGUUGAAAGUUUGCUUCCUCGAAUCUCUAAUUUAGUUUUCUAUAAAAAUAUUCCCAGUUGGCAACAUCUAGAUUUUAUCUGGGGCAUUGAUGCUCCAGAAUGUUUAUACAGUGAUGUGCUUGAUCUGAUGCAGAAGUUUAAAUAA